UAGGAUUAGUUCACUAGUGUUCACAAUCAAGGGGGUUGUUCACAAAUGAACCUAACCCUAUAUAUAUACACAUACAGAAUUACAGAGAGAAAAAAUUUCAACGUUUUCUAUAUAAACUUCUUAUUUGGAUUGGAUUAAAAAGUAUAUUUUUUCAAAUACUUCAAAGAUUUUGACCAAUUUUGAUUGUGUUUGACCGACCACUGAUUUUUGGUCUGACUAGGUGAAAUCUAAUCAGUGAGCUACUGAUUACAGAUUAAUCACUGAUUAAUCUUGAUUUUUACAACAUCGACAUGGAUUUUGAACAGGAUGUUAAGUACUUUGCGUGCAUCAGGAGUUCUGCUGUUUGGUUCAUUUGUAGGAGUCUUUUAAGUUUCAACAUGGCAUAUGAAAUUCAUAGGUACUUUUUUAAGCAAAAUCCACAAGCAUGAAAUGUAACUCUAUUUUGCAGCAAUGGCCAUUUGUGAUUUGUGAUAUUUGUACUUAUUAUGGCUGUUGGUUAAUUACCUAAUAUGUUUAAAUUAGAAGUGUAAUAAAAAGUCAGCUUAUUCAAAUAUCUCUUUUUAAUGUAUUAGACAUUUCAGAUCUUGAUUCUUAGGGGGUUCGUAAUGGUUUUUUUUUUUUUUUUUUUUUUUUUUUUUUUUGUGGACUGAAGAACAUUGAUAAUUUGCUUUCUUAGCCUUGGUCAUUGAGUGUAAUAUCUAAUUUAUAAAAAAACAGACAAGUGUAAUUACUUUGUACAUUUGUAGGAUGCCAACUGAACUUAAGUUUCCUUAGCGAACUUGGUACCAUCUCGUUCUUUUUAAGAUCUCUGCAGGAUCAGUGACAUUGACGGUAUGUUGGUGUGUGAUGAAUGCUCAUGCCUCGUAAUUAAACAGCUCAAUUGCCUUCAUGCAGUAAACUUUUAUUACCAGGACUGGCUGGCAGUUUUUACUUAUCUGAGCAACAGAAGAUAGUUUUCAUUUUGAAUACUUUAUUCCUAUCAAGGUUCAACUUUCUUUUCGAUAGCCAUGCAGUUUUGUGCCUCUAGUGAAAAUCUAAAGAAUGGGUCCUCCUUUGAUGAUGGACCAUAUAGGUCUUACACAGUUAUACUCAACUCACAAGUUGUGAAAUUGUGAUAAUGUUAGCUAAAGGGUAGGCGUUUAACAUGUGGUACAAAUUUUAUGCUAGAGAAAGUUGAAUAGGUGGUGGGACCAUUUCUGUAUCUUAAGAUACACUUCAAUUGGAAAAAUGUGAACAUCUGAUGUAAUCCUGUUUUCACCAAUAUCUUUCGCCUAGAGCCACAACCUUGACAUCCAGUUUUGGCUGAACAAUUUCUUUCAAAAUCUUAAUAAUUCGUUCCAUCCAAGGUGUAUGUAUCUAAGUGGGCACACUAACAAAGCGGUUAUGGGCUCAAAUCCCAACUGGGACAAAGGUGAAGGUUGUGUGAAUUUGCUAUUAAGAAAUGGUUUUAUUCAUCGCAACAGCUGACCUGUUGCAAAGAAUGUGGUGACUUAAUGUGGUGAUUAGAUUCUGGAAUUCUGUAUGGUUAAAGAAUCAUCUUUAAAGGUUUUUUACUGCAAAAUAAUGAGGUCAGGAGUCAUGAUGACUUAAUGAUGAUAUUGGGGGAAAAUCUGAAAUACUACAAAUCUACAAUGUAGUAAAUGGCAUGCAAGAGUCCGAUUUUAUAAAGUAGAAGUCACACCUUUUUGAUUUGAUGCUAAUGAAGAACCUAAGCAAUUGCAUGAAAAAAAUAAUCUUCAAAGGCUGUAAACGUUGACUUGGCAUAGUGGGAUUUUGUUCACAAAAUUAUAAAAAUUUGAAAAAUAAGGGGAGUGACAUUUCCGUGUAACUGGUCACUUCGCUUUUGAAGGGUUACUUGUAAGUUCACAGAAGGUGUACACAAGUGCGUUCACCCAGCAUUUAUGCUUAAAUUGAUUGGUUACCCCAAUUGCUUUGCAAUCGUAGAAGUUCUAACCAUAGUGAGCAAUGCGAGUACGGUUUUAGUGUCAGUUUCAUGUAGUGAAGAAGAGCUGAUAGUUGUAGUCUCAGUCUUUCAGAUGUUGGGCUGCUGUUUUUUUGGAUCCUAAAUUGUCUAUAACAUGUAAUGUGCUUUGGCCUGCAAGGAAAUUUGUGUCGUGGAAAAGUUCUGGCUUAUGAAGACAAUCUAUAUUGAAUAUCACCUGUAGCAUGCCUUGUAAUAUUUUUUUAAUAUUAUUCUAGCCUUAAGCUUUUUUUUUUUUCUGAAAUUGUUUGGUGUAUGGUUUAGUGGUUCUACUUGGCUAAAAAAUUGGCUACUAAAAUGCUAGUGUCUUAUCUGAUAAGUUGUGUACAAGCUGGAAGAAUUACUAUAAGUUCUUAUCAUUGGAAGAUUAACAUGCUCGAAUUUCUGCGAAAGGUGCCGCCUAUAGUUUGGCAAUCCCUCGUGUAUAAGUCCUUGAGAGUGCUGGAUAUGCAGCAUUUGUAGAUAUAAAUCGACCAAUCCCUUUCCCAGUUCGGCAUUUUUUCUGGUAUGCUGUACGUUGAUGCUUUCAUUUGAGUUUGCACUGAUCAUAAUUAUUUCUUGCAUAUAAUUUCACAUAUUUGAUAAUCAUCUCAAAAGAACAUUUUUUACUCGAGUCCCAUGGCAUAAUAGUUAUAAUGUCUGACUAGUGGUAGUUAGAUCACUUGAUGCAAGUGUUUCAACUAUUAGUAAAAAAAUAGAAGUACUCAUAAGGUAUUCUUGUAGAUAUUUGACUGAUAGUAAAACACUUGUAUUGAACUACUAACAAAUCAAACAUUAUAACUAUUAUGGGAACUUUAACAGAGUGUUUUUAGAUACUCGGAGUAACUAAUUAUUAAACACUCAGAUAAAAUACCCUCACUCUUUCAAAAUCUUUGCAUAUUUUGGGCUCAUAGUUUUAGUCUCCUUUGAAUGUUAUUUUUUGUUUUAUUUUUUCAACAGGGAUCGGCUUCUUUACUGAUGUUCAUGAUUGUCCAUAGCGAAUAGGGGACGAUAGCGACAAGCUACUUAUACGCUACGCAGCAAUAGCGAUGAAAUAGCAGGCGCUCUUUUAUGUUUAGUGAUGCACCAGAAGAAAAUUUUAGAAAUAUUAUAUAUGUGUAUUUUACCAAAAUUCUCGCUAUUUCCCGCUAUUUUCGCUACCAACUAUAUAUCGACACAUGAGCGCUACGCUAUUUGCUAUAUCGGGCGCUAUGCUCGCUAUUAACUAUGCUGAUGUUAAAUAUAUCUUUCUAGUAAUUUUUCCUGAGAAAAAUCAUUAUGUUCACAGUUCAUACAGCUUUUCUUACGAAUGCUGUCAUGACAUGGCAAGCAACACAAACAAACAAAGGCACAUUUUGGUAACCUCAUAUGGAAAAAAUCAGGGUUCGAUCCACCCUUGGGGCCCACUGCCGCUGCCACUGCUGGAUGAUGGGUGGUUAUGUGAGUUUGUUGGAGUGCAUAGAGGUCACAAGGUUAAUAUAAGUUCCAUCAUAUUAGCAUUUUGGUAGACACUUCCUUUAUGUUCUGUGUUAUCUGUCAAAGUAUUAGGAUCAAGGAUUGUAGGCUAGUCCCAUGUACAUAAAUUGAGAAAGUUUCAUCUAUAUGAACAUAUUCAUUUAGGAAACAGUUGAUAUAGGUUUUAUUCAUUCCGCACACCUUUUAAGUUCAUUCACACCAAUGGUUAAUUUAUACAGUUACUGGGUCGUUCCUUCUUUUCUGCAAAUGUUGUUGUGGCUGCUUGAUGGAAAUGCUUCUAAGAUUUCUCUCGAAAGCGGAGUGAAAUCAAGUUCUUUCAAACAGGAUGGAGCAUAGACACAUGUCUAAUCAACUCAUGAUACCGGGCCAUUACCAACACGAGAACAAUCAUCCUCCUUUCGUAAGGGGUGUUGCCACUGAGAAUGGUCGUUUUGUUACUCCAACAGAUUAUCCAAUAAGUGGUGGAGCCCAUUCUAAUCCCGGUCAGCAUUUAGGUGGCAGACCAAACGGGUAUCAUUCAUCAAACACUAACUUACAAACACACAACCUCCUUCCACCUUUCUCAAGACCUCCCUUUGAUCCCUAUACACACACGUCAACCAAUGGAAACACGUCUUUGGUACCAAUGGGUCCCGUUGGUCAUAUUCAUCCGACUCACAGUAUAUCUGAAUCUAGAGGGCAAGGUAAAAGGAAGGCCCCUGGUGUAUUUGAAGGUAGCUCGAGCGGCUUCAAUGGUGCAGGGAGUUCAUCUGGCUCGCAGAUGUUUCCAUAUAGGGGAUUUAAUCUCUCAAUCGAUGGUCCAGAUUCGAUGAGGAAUGUUAGAAGAAGAUUGGAACCUUGCAUGACAAGUGCUCAUGUGCCCAACUAUGAUUCUCACUAUUACCAACCGACAACACACCCCGCAAACUACUCUGUUCCUGUUCAACCUAUUAAUCUAAGUGCUGAUGUUACGGGUCGAGAGUGGAAUACUGUUCCUUAUGCUGCUUCCUAUAAUAGGACUUCACAUCCAGAUGUUCAUGACCCACGACGUGAAACAAAUCAGUACUAUGCUGGAGGGAGUUCUGUUGAUGUCAAUGCCUCUCACUACAACCCAUCUCUCAGAGGAAAUAUUCCUUCUUCCUCACAGAAUCCUCAUGUUUCACAUGUUCAACCCACUAGAGAUGCACACAGUUACCAUCAUCAAAGGGUAACACCUUUUUACAGGAACGAUCCGAACUACAGUAAUUACAACAAUGGCGGUAGUUAUUCAACAAAUGAGCUGCGGUUUCCUUCAGAAAACAUCUCAUCCAGAUAUUCAAGCUAUACUGCUGCAGGAGAAUGGGGUAGCGGUGGUUACAUGGGCGGGAGGCCAAGGCUAGCUGUCGAGAGACUGCAGCCUCUUGGUGUGAUUGAUUCGCAUCAUGGAUUUGGACACGAGACCGUCACGGUUGAAGAGUCAUCUCUCUAUCAGGAACCCAGUAAUCUUCCAGAUGAGUAUCAAGAUAUGAGGCUAGACAUUGACGACAUGAGCUAUGAGGAAUUGCUUGCGCUUGAAGAAAGUAUAGGGUAUGUGAGCAGUGGCUUGUCCGAGGAUGGGAUUUCUAAAUGCGUAAGGGAAAAAAUAUAUUAUUCUAUGGAUCAAAGUUAUGAUACUUGUCCUAUAUGCCUUGAGGAGUACAAGAAUGGUGAAAAGAUUGGAAGAAUAGAAAAAUGUGGGCAUGAGUAUCAUGUGGAUUGCAUUAAGAAGUGGGUGAUGAUGAAGAAAGUUUGCCCCAUCUGCAAGUCUGAAUGCUAAAAUUGAUUCAAUAUGAAGUGUAUAUAAUUCAUGUGAAUCAUUUCACUUUUAAAUCUGUUUCAUACAAGCUUUUAUGGUAUAUUUGCACGUA
Molecule: messenger RNA, 5301 nt
Organism: Helianthus annuus (common sunflower)
Lineage: Eukaryota; Viridiplantae; Streptophyta; Magnoliopsida; Asterales; Asteraceae
Product: E3 ubiquitin-protein ligase MBR1
Exons: 8
Coding region: 3762-5210 (482 amino acids)
Molecular function (GO): ubiquitin protein ligase activity
Source: RefSeq, a predicted model, not a curated record